AACAGAGUCCGCCAAAUUGAACCCCGCAAAUUGACCCCGCCGAAUUCAAAUUCUUCGACGCCCAUGGUUUUCCUCCUAACAGUCAUUUGAUUCGAGACCGCAUUUGAACAUCCACUUGGAAAUCCCAAUCAUGACUACCUUGAAUUCCAUUCUGGCAGGACGAUACCCUGCCAAAGCCCAUGCCCGCCGGGUUGCCGAGCGUCUUCAAGUGGGCGGCUCUGCCCGGCAUGGGAUUAUUUACCUUGAAGCACAGAAAACUCGGCUUAUCGAGGAUAAUGAUGAGGCGAUGCACUUCAGACAACGCCGAUCCUUUUUCUAUUUGUCGGGCUGCCCGCUCCCAGAUUCGUCUCUGAUCUACAACAUUGACUCUGAUAAAUUGACCCUGUUCAUCCCACCAAUUGACCCGGAGGAUGUGAUCUGGUCAGGUCUUCCCAUGUCUGUUGCAGAGGCACUGAGACUCUACGACGUUGACCAAGUGCUAUACACUACCGAUGUGAAUGCCACGUUGGCCUCGAUCGCCUCAAAUGGAAAUGGUAACUCUGUUGCCUUUGUCAUCGAGGGCCAGAUUACAGAAGGAAUCAAAUUCGACGGCUUUCACGAAACCAAUACCUCGGUAUUGAAGGGAGCCAUCGACAGCACGCGUGUGGUCAAAGAUGAGUAUGAGAUCGCGCUCUUGAGAAAGGCAAAUGACAUCUCCGCAAAGGCGCAUAUUGCUGCCAUUGAAGCAUCCAAGACCGCCACCAAUGAGCGUGAGAUCGAGGCGGCUUUCAUCGCAACCUGUAUUGCCAAUGGUGCCCGUGAUCAAGCUUACCAUCCCAUCGUUGCCUGCGGCCAGAACGGAGCCACUCUUCACUAUGGAAGAAAUGAUGACAACUUGGAUGAUCCAGCCACCAAGCAGAGGAAAUCUAGCGUUCUUAUCGAUGCUGGGGCGGAGUACCGAACAUAUUGUGCUGAUAUUACGCGUGUUUUCCCUCUGGGUGGAAAAUUUACCUCGGAAACACAGGAAGUAUACAAAAUUGUGCUACAGAUGCAGUUGGAGGCUAUUGCAAUGUUGAGAGAAAAUGUGCAGUGGGAAGAUGUCCAUGCGCAUGCCCAUCGCAUCGCAAUCAAGGGCUUGCUAAAAUUGGGGAUCCUACGUGGCUCUGAAGACGAAUUGUUCGAGAAGAGGAUUAGCGUCGCCUUCUUCCCCCAUGGCCUAGGCCACUACCUGGGCAUGGACACCCACGAUACUGGUGGUAACCCGAACUAUGCAGAUAAAGACGCCAUGUUCAAGUAUCUACGCGUGAGGGGCCGUUUACCCGCGGGAUCAGUUAUCACUGUUGAACCAGGUAUCUACUUUUGCCGGUUUAUCAUUGAUCCGUACCUUACCUCCCCCGAGACCAGCAAAUUCAUCGAUACGAAUGUCCUUGAGAAGUAUUGGAAUGUUGGAGGAGUACGCAUUGAAGAUAAUGUGCACGUUACUCAGCAGGGUUACGAGAAUCUGACCACAGCGCCAAAAGCUAUAGAAGAAGUGGAGGUUCUAGCCACUUAGGGAUUAUCUGAUGA
Messenger RNA from Aspergillus eucalypticola CBS 122712, 1545 nucleotides. RefSeq names its product aminopeptidase P family protein. The transcript is spliced from 3 exons. Gene Ontology annotation, molecular function: metalloaminopeptidase activity; manganese ion binding. NCBI's taxonomy places the organism in Eukaryota, Fungi, Ascomycota, Eurotiomycetes, Eurotiales, Aspergillaceae. Bases 131 to 1531 code for a protein of 466 amino acids. The record is from RefSeq and is a predicted model, not a curated record.